Molecule: messenger RNA, 3517 nt
Organism: Zootermopsis nevadensis
Lineage: Eukaryota; Metazoa; Arthropoda; Insecta; Blattodea; Termopsidae
Source: RefSeq, a predicted model, not a curated record
CCCACUGACCCUCCCUUCCCCAUUAACAUCAGGGAGCAGGGUCUUGAUGGCAGUGGAAGUCCCCCUUCCUCCCCACCUGCCUACCGACGCCUCAACAGCCGCGAGGAGAAUGUCUUCUCCCGCCUUACUUCUGGCACCACUGGAGGAAGCGAGCAACAGAUUGGCCGUGGCAUCAUCACAGUUUACACAGGGAAGGUUCCAGCAAAGGCACCCUUGCAGUGCACUCAUGUAGCUGAAGGACAUUCACGUGCGGUGCUGUCUGUUUUUGCCACAGAUGACCUUCUCUUCAGUGCUUCUAAAGAUCGCAGUGUGAAAGUAUGGGACUUACAGACUGGACGUGAGGUACAGUCAGUAUUUGGGCAUCCCAAUAAUGUAGUCGUGGUGAAAUAUAAUGAAGAGACGCGGCUUGGCUUCUCUGUCUCUUCAGCUUAUAUACGGGUGUGGGAUCUUCGCGAAGAUCCUGUCAAGACAGUGAAGAUUUUAUGUUCAUCUGGCCUCACAAUGUCUGGUAGCUCAAGUACCUCUCAGUCACUCCCAGCAGGGGAGAUCCAGCUCAACGAUGUGGCACUAAAUCACUAUGGCAGCGUUCUCUACUCUGCUGCUGGUGACAGGGUUCGUGUCUGGGACCUCAGAAGGUUUGAUUCAACUGGUAAGUUGAGUGGAGGCCACCAGGCAGCAGUAAUGUGCCUUGCUGUUGGGAAACUGUCGGAGGAUGAGGAUGUGGUCAUUACGGGCUCAAAGGAUCAUUACAUUAAGGUGUUUGAGGUUGAUCGUGCAACAAGCAGCAAUGUUUAUACUCCUAAGAUGAAUCUCAACCCACCUCAUUAUGAUGGAAUCCAGUCUCUCGCCAUCCGAGGUGACAUACUUUUCUCUGGCUCUCGAGACAUGUGCAUCAAGAAAUGGGAUCUUUCAAAACAAGAGCUUAUUCAGUCAUUGAACAACGCUCACAAAGACUGGGUUUGUGGCUUGACAUUCAUGCCUGGUGGACAGAUGAUUCUGUCUGGCUGUCGUGCGGGCAUUCUGAAGUUGUGGGCUGCAGACUCCUGUCAUCUUCUGGGAGAGAUGAAAGCCCAUAGUUCACCUAUUAAUGCCAUUACAACAAACUCUUCACAUAUCUUCACAGCCUCUAAUUCUGGUGAAGUGAAGAUCUGGAAGUCUCCACAGUGUUCUGCAAUGACAAUGUCGACAGGGCGAGUGUUUGAACUCUCGCUGUGAAGCCUUUCACAUACGCCUUUUGCAGUAGUUUCUUCAUGCAUUGCUCUUUACAGCUUCCUCCCUUCCACUUUCAUAAGCUCCACGCCUCCUGACUCGUCAGUGUGUGCUAGGUCGUUGUCUUUCCACAUUCAGUUUCACUAUGAACAAGGGCGGUAAACAAAUGGACAUAGGACACAUUUUUACAUACAGAUGCAUACCAUUAUAAUAUACACACACACGAAUUAUCAUCAUUUGCAAUAUAGGCUGAAAUGACAUAACCUCAACAUGUUACAAUCUUUGAACAUUCAUCAUCAGGGAUGUCAUUGAAUUUACUGCUUAGAGCAUAAGCAUUGUAGUUUUUUUACAAUAUUAUUUUGGUAGAAAAUAUGCCAUAUUUCAGUCUUAAAGAUUUUAUACUGUAAUCUUAUAAAAAUUUGGUAUUAUGAUAAAGAUUUCUUGAAGCUAUGUUCUCACAUUUGUCAUGCUAUUAAUUGCACAUUAUCAUUGUUUGACAUUUGUUCAAAUAAGCCAUGAAUAUUCAUUAUUUACAUUUUAAAAAUGCAUGGCACAAUAUUAAAUAUUAAAUUAAUGAGUGUCAUAAAUUUCAUUUAAUAUUUAGAAACAUUUUUUUAAGAAACCUUCAUUUGAUGUUGUGUUGUGCAUUUGGAGGAUUGUCUGAACAUAUUUGUUACUCUAUGAAUAACCCAAAUGCGAAAAUAUACACAUUUAUGUACAUAAGAAAUUAUGGUUACUUAUACAAGAAAAAAAAUGCGAAGAAAAUUAUUGCCUUUUUGAUACAGCAAUAAAUGAACAGAUUAAGUAAUGUAAUUGAUUCGUACAUGGACGUAACAUAUGGUAGAGGGGUACCCAUACAACUACGUACUUAUAAUACAGCAGUUCCAGUCUAGACAGCACCAAGACCAGAUUCAGUGACAGCAAUGCAUUUUAUUAGGCAGGGAAUGGUAUAAUAUUUCUGUACUAAAAUAAAAGUCUAGAAGUGACAUUUCUUAUUGUUUUUAGAGGAAAUUGCUGAUAUUUGAAGUGCUAGUCUCUUUCCAAUGAAGAUGGGUUUAAUUUUAUUAUUUGUGGAUCAGAUGAUGGUACCACAGUAUUCUUUGAUAUCCAUACUGUCUUAAAUAUGCAAGAAAUUUAUUUUGAUCCAUUCUCUGAAUGUAUAACUAUUAAUCAGCACACCAGUAUGUAGAUAUUUUAAUGGAUUCUAAAUAUUAAAUUAAAUUUAUGACACUCAGUAAUUAAUAUGGUACCAUAUUAACCAUAAUGUACGUAAUGAAUAUUCUUGGAUACUUCGAACAUUGUUAAAUAAUUGUGUACUAUGCAGUUAAUAGUAAGAUGGCUGCAAAUAAAUAACCCCAGUGAGAUCUCUGUCAUAAUAAUGAAUAUUUUCAGAUUAUAAUAUACCAUCUGAACAUUGAAAUAUAGAUUAUUUUCUGUCAAAAUGGUAUUGUAAAAAUAUGUCACUCUGUAACAGUGAAACUGGAUGAUAUCCCAGAUGAUGACCUUUCUAAAGACUGAAACAUGUUGAGUUUAUGAAAUUAAAUUUCAGUUCAUGCUGGAUUGACAGUAAUUGUUAUUACCAGUUUCAAAUUUUUGGACUUUUUCAAUUGCCAUUGUACUUCCUCAAACCACUACGUUUCAGGAAAUGGCUCUUCCCUCGUCCACUAACAUUUAGGGAUGAACAGGAAUUCUUAUAUGGAAAUGGGACAUAUGAGGUGAAAUCAUAUAAUUCAGAAGAGUUAUCAUUGUUUGAUUUGUAUGCACAGACAUUGGUGUAUGGAAUGGAGAACAUUUUGGAACAGUUUGUGAAAUUUGAGUAUUGUUAAAGCUCAGAUAGAGGCGUGGAUUAGCACAUAGAAGAGUGGUUUAUAUGUACUGAUGUGACAUUCACUGGAUCAGAGUAUUUUUUAGCUUUUAUGGAAGAGACUCAUAGCUUGUUUUUAUUGAUGAGGAGUGACACCACUAGUCAUUUGGUGGGGCUAUUUGGACGGCGAAUCAGCCCGUGAUAAGGUUUCUACCUACUCAGGACAACAGAAUGCAGAAGGCAUGGCGUAAUUUGUGAUCUUAACAGGAUUGAAAGUUGAAAUCUUAGUGUCUGACCAGUCCAGAGCCAAAAUUUUGUAAAACAGCAGAGAUGAAGUUGCUAAGAAGACAGCACAGACUCCAUUGUUAAAUGUUAAAAUCCGGGUCACUUUAGCUAUAAAGAUAACUGGCCAAUUCAGUCAUAAGUUUCUUGAAUCAACGGAUGUCGGUGACAGUGCCUAAUUUGUAUCUUGUGUACAUCAUCAUGAGCGAUGAUAUCAAGGAU